CAUUCGUCUGGUUGUGUUAGUAUUUUUCAGCGAUUCCUUCUUAAUAUCGCUUUAGAAAAUAAGAUGAAGUCAAGUAUUGAGGAAUUGAAGAAGAACGGCGAAGGAUAGAGGUUGAAGACAUAACAAUAACAAUAAUAAUAAUGCGAACCCUUUGCGACGUUUGCGAAAACGCCGCCGCCAUUCUUUUCUGCGCCGCCGAUGAGGCUGCUCUCUGCUCUGCUUGUGACCACAAGAUCCAUAUGUGUAACAAACUUGCUAGUAGACACGUUCGGGUUGGCCUUGCUGAUCCCACUGAUGUUCCCCGCUGUGACAUAUGCGAAAAUGCACCUGCUUUCUUUUACUGUGAGAUAGAUGGUAGUUCGCUGUGUCUACAAUGUGAUAUGAUUGUGCAUGUUGGUGGUAAAAGAACUCAUGAAAGAUAUCUUGUAUUGAGACAGAGAGUUGAGUUUCCGGGUGAUAAACCUGUGCAAAUGGAAGAACUAGGGCUGCAACCACUGGAUCAAAAUGAAUUAAGCAAGGAUGAAAAUCAGUCACUCAAGCUAAAAACAAGAGAUUGUCAGCAGAAUCAGAGUGUUUCGCCGGUUCCAAGGCAAGAAAAUAAUAUUGAUGGUCAUGGAAAAAUCGAUAAAAAAUUAAUUGAUCUUAAUACUAGGCCACUGCGGUUAAAUGGACCAGCACCAAACAACCAGGAACAAGGUAUGGAAAUUUUAAGAGGCAAUCCAAUAGAGUCCUUCAAACAAGAGGCUGAGAAGUAAUAAAGGUACAACAUAUAGGACCAAAUGAAUGAGGGAAAAAUAGUUGCUUUCAAAUGGAUGAGCUGCAUAAACAAGAUCACUACUGCUUAGGGUAUAUAACAUAAUUGUUGUCUAGUAUAUAUCAUGUUUUCUUGAAGUAACUUAUGUUCAAUGCAUCCUUAACAUUUUGGCUUUCUUAAACUUAGUCUGACAGCAGGGGAACUGUUAGUUCGAUCAAAAACUUGAUAUUUUAUUACAUGUCUAUAUAUAUAUUUAAUUAAACCUUCAAAUUGUUGAAAUAUGCUGACUUCAGUUUCAGCACUUUGUUGAAAGGGACGGAAUGCUAAUGCAUUGGUUGAAGUAAGGACUCUUUAUGGCUUUUAUUUAUUUAUAAAAAUACACAGGGGAUGGAGUUGAUUAAAGAUGGUGUGGGUGGUUGUAUUCAUUUGUGAAAACUUUGUGAUAUUUCAUUAGAAUGAUAAAAUGAUGAUAAAUAGAAUGGUGUAGUAUUUGAACCGAGUCUCAAGGU
Molecule: messenger RNA, 1263 nt
Organism: Cajanus cajan (pigeon pea)
Lineage: Eukaryota; Viridiplantae; Streptophyta; Magnoliopsida; Fabales; Fabaceae
Product: B-box zinc finger protein 18
Biological process (GO): regulation of DNA-templated transcription; photomorphogenesis
Cellular component (GO): nucleus
Molecular function (GO): zinc ion binding
Source: RefSeq, a predicted model, not a curated record